AUGCCGAUAUUAAAUCAAGUUGAGGGGCGAUUCUGGAACAGCAGACGUUCUCGGUCCCUUCCCGACCUUGGAUGCAAUAAUUUGCUGAAAUAUAUCGAACGCCCCAGUCUCCUAUGGGAUGCUAUGGCUGAUGGCUCCCAACCCACACGCUACAAUUCGACUUUCAUCCGUCUGGGAGAAACGCUUUCCAACGUACUACGUACUACCUAUACCAACAUUAGGUACCUUCAACAUGCGUUGCAAAGCGUAGCGACAAAAAUUCGGAGUGACGCCAAAUUAUAUCAUUCUCUAAACAGAAGUUUCUGGGAAACCAGAGCAUCAAAUGUUCAUGAAUGCUGGAUACCCUUCGGGCCGCUGGCGGGCGAGGCAGGGGUCACCGAUUCACCUAUGAUUAGGACUAGCAUGACAAUAACAGAAGUUACUUCGAUACUGAGGCGCCAUUGCUGCAAGCGUCUCAAUCGAAAGCUGGAAAAUGGAAAGCCCGUGGCGGUCAAAGUAGCCAGAUACCUCACUAACAGCAUGCGUUCGAGGAAACAAAUCAAAAAUACAACCAAGGAGCUACAUACUUGGGCUAGAUGUCAACACCCGAAUAUACUGCCGUUGCUUGGGAUAGUCGAGUUUCAAGAUCAGAUCGCUAUGGUCUCUCCAUGGAUGGACAACGGAGAUCUUCGUACUUAUCUUUUAGGAAACCCCAAGGCUGAUCGUUGCCAGCUGUGUUAUGAUAUAUGUGAAGGACUGGUUUAUUUACACAAUAUGAAUAUUAUUCACGGAGACCUCAAGGGAGGUAACGUUCUCAUAUCUGAUAACGGAGAGGCCAUGCUCAACGACUUUGGAAACUCUCUCAUCGAAGACAAUGCCAUGAGGUUCACGGCCACUACGCGUGACACCGCUUGCUCCUCACGAUGGGCGGCACCUGAAAUUCUCGAAGGAGCCCCAGUCAGCUAUCCAGCAGAUGUUUUCGCUCUAGGCAUGGUGGGUCGGAGUAUUCAAGAUCUGGAGGCCAUCACCGGUGAUAUACCGUACCGAGAGCUCGAAAGAGAACAGGCUGUCAUGGCGGCUAUCCUCUUCAAAAAGGCAAUCCCAAUACGACCAACUGCAUAUAUCCCUCACAAAAGUGCACACGGAGAUUUCCUUUGGGGCCUUUUUACCGGGUGUUGGGCGUACGAACCCAUUAAUAGACCACGCGCCGAAGAAGUGCGAGAUAUGUUCACUCUUCGGAGUGGGGCGAGAAACUCGAGCUGUGCUGGGGAUUCGACCAAACGUCCCUGGCGCAGCUUGCAUUCCAAUUCUGAUACUUUUUAUGGCUAUUCGCGCCAUACCCUCAUGUUUUUGAAGGAUGAACAUGUAGACAAUUAG
Messenger RNA from Rhizoctonia solani, 1356 nucleotides. RefSeq names its product Tyrosine kinase catalytic domain protein. Gene Ontology annotation, biological process: protein phosphorylation. Lineage: Eukaryota; Fungi; Basidiomycota; Agaricomycetes; Cantharellales; Ceratobasidiaceae. Bases 1 to 1356 code for a protein of 451 amino acids. Gene Ontology annotation, molecular function: ATP binding; protein kinase activity. The record is from RefSeq and is a predicted model, not a curated record. The transcript is spliced from 13 exons.